Messenger RNA from Scaptodrosophila lebanonensis, 1172 nucleotides. Its product is annotated as kelch-like protein 40. Lineage: Eukaryota; Metazoa; Arthropoda; Insecta; Diptera; Drosophilidae. Gene Ontology annotation, biological process: neurogenesis. Gene Ontology annotation, molecular function: protein binding. The record is from RefSeq and is a predicted model, not a curated record. The transcript is spliced from 3 exons. Bases 17 to 1093 code for a protein of 358 amino acids. Gene Ontology annotation, cellular component: P-body; cytosol.
AAUCGUGUUGCCAAAAAUGGAAAAUUCGAGUACAGUCUGGCAAGAUCUGCAAUAUCGCGAGCGCAUGGAAUAUUUGCUCGAGAGCGGCCACUUGUCGGAUUGUAGUUUUGCGGUUUUCGAGGAGGGCACCAAAAUGAUCAUCAAGUGCCACAAAUUCGUGCUGAUUUCGUCCUCGCCAGUGUUCGAGCGCAUGUUCGAGGGGGACUUUGAGGAGUCGAAGACAUCGAAUCAUAUAGUCCUGGACGAUGUGUCCGGCCAGGACUUUAAGAAGUUCAUAGAGUACUUGUAUUGGCAUGACAAUCGUUGUCUGCAGGAGUACGAGCUACCGACGUUGCAGACGCUGAUAUAUCUGAGCAAGAAGUUUCUGGUUUCGACCAUGGUUAAUAAGUGCUUGGACGCGAUAAAGCGCCGACUGGCCAUAGGAUUGGAUGCCGAUAUUACGGUUGAUUUGUUCGCAUACGCUCAUCAAAUUGACAAUUCUGAUCUGCUCACAAGCGCAAAAAUGGUCUUGCGCCAAAAUCCGCUUUUGUACAUCGAUGCGGAAGCGGUUUAUGACCUGAGCUCCGAUGUAUUUCUGAAAUUCAUUUUCGAAUUUCAAUCACUGGUUACCGAAAGGAAACGCUUCGAUGUGAUCGAUCGCUACUGCCGGACCCAAGGACUGAUCGGAACGCCUUCAACACCCACAGCCAAUAAUAAGGAUGCAGAUACAGCAGCAGCGGUCUCCAGCAUGAAGAAAGUUGCGACCACAAACAUUGUUUUGAAUGUCGGGGAGAGUGCUGACGAGCUGAAAACCAUCAAAAAGGAUGAGAAUGAUAACGAAAUUAAAACGAAAAAGGAUGACCCUGCACCUUUUAAGGAAGCGGACAAUGAGAACCCCGAACAAGAAGAGGAAGAAAAACGGGAUCGGGAAAAGAAUAAUGAAUUCAUCAAAACAUUAAUAAGCAAUGUUCAAUUCUCGAAAAUGUCUCCGUACGAUUUCUGCAGUGGACCGGGAGUAUCGGGUUUGUUAACCUACGACACCAAGUUUCAGUUACUCUCCAAUAUUUGCGUUUGUGUGGAAAAAAAUCGCUUAUUAAGCACAGCUCGCCCAUAGAGCGUGUUCUGAUUGGGUCAACUAAUCAAUCCCAAUAUUUGUAUUAUAUAAAAUAUACACAUAUGUAUUUUGAUCGAAG